This is a messenger RNA of Mucor mucedo, 1616 nucleotides long. Its product is annotated as obg family GTPase CgtA. The record is from RefSeq and is a predicted model, not a curated record. Bases 102 to 1544 code for a protein of 480 amino acids. Gene Ontology annotation, molecular function: GTPase activity; magnesium ion binding; GTP binding. The transcript is spliced from 2 exons. Gene Ontology annotation, cellular component: mitochondrion. Lineage: Eukaryota; Fungi; Mucoromycota; Mucoromycetes; Mucorales; Mucoraceae.
GGACAAACCGUUGACAGGAUCCAUCGAAAUUCAAGCAGACUUUUUUUUUUUUUCUUUUUUUAAAACUGGACCCCUUUCAGCUUAAAAAAAAAACCAUUGUCAUGUUCACCCUUCGUGCAGCAGCCGCAAGGUCUCAAAUUUAUACCAACGUCAUUAGACCCACUUGUCAAUCAAAAUACCUAUUCCCACUCACCACGCAAUUCCAUACAACUGCCGCAGUAUGGGAAGAAGACGAAUUACUUCCUCAUAAAGGUUCAGUACAAUACAAACUGCGUGGAAAGGGACGUCAAUUUGUAGAUUUCAUUAGAGUGAAAGCAAGAGGAGGCGACGGAGGUAACGGUUGUGUGUCCUUCCAAAGAGAAAAAUACCUUGCCAAGGGACCUCCCAACGGCGGUAACGGUGGACGUGGUGGUAAUGUCAUUAUUCGUGCAAGUGCUGACGAGAGUACCUUGAAACGGUUAGGUCGCAUGUGUACAGCCAAACCUGGACAGAGUGGUUUAGGUGGUGGAAGACAUGGCACCAUGGGCGAGACCUUGGUCAUCGAAGUCCCUAUCGGUACUGUCAUUCGAGAAGUGAUCAAGGAUGAAGAGGAAGAAGAAGAGGAAAGAGAAAGCACUGAGGAGGAGGAAAGAGCUCAACGUGAGGCUCGUUGGGUGCUUUAUCCUCGAGCUGAACCCGAUGCGGUUCGUUCGGGUAGAGUUAAUUUUUUCGAACAAGCAGAGAAUUUAAUGGAUGAAGAGGAUAAAUAUCAUCAAUGGCGUCUUCGUACAGAAAAGAAGGAUCCGGUUGAGAUUGAUUUGACAGAGGAUAAGCAAGAAGUUGUCUUGUGUCGAGGUGGUGCGGGUGGUUAUGGUAACCCCUAUUUUUUAACAACAGAAAAUAGAUCACCGAAAUGGGCUACCCGUGGUCGUAAAGGAGAAAUGAAGGAAAUCGAAUUAGAAUUAAAGACAAUUGCAGAUAUUGGCUUGGUUGGAUUACCUAACGCUGGUAAAUCAACACUCCUGAGUGCUAUUUCGAAUGCGCAUCCUAAACAAGCUGACUAUGCCUUCACAACACUUCAUCCUUUUGUCGGUACGGUCGAUUAUGCAGAUCAAUAUCAAUUGACGGUCGCUGAUAUUCCUGGAUUAAUCCAAGGUGCGCAUCGUAACGUUGGAUUAGGUCAUGCCUUCUUACGUCAUGUAGAGCGUGCAAAGAUGUUAGUCUAUGUCAUUGAUGUGAGUGGUCCUACUCCCUUUGAAGAUUUAAAAACACUUCAAUAUGAAUUAGAGGCCUAUCGACCUGGACUUACAAAACGUCAAUCAUUGAUUGUCGCAAAUAAGGCAGAUAAGGCAGGUACGGCUAAAGAAAACUUGGCCCUUCUUCAAUCCCAAGUCAACAAAUCCAUUCCUAUUGUCCCUGUUUCUGCAAAAUUCGAAAAGAACGUACUUAAAUUGACAUCUGUCUUACGUAAAGAAGUAGAACGUAUCAGAGUGGAAGAAGAAGAGAUCAAACAGGCCAAAUUGAAAGCAUUAGAUGAGGAUGACUUUGAUGAUGAAGAUAUCUGAAAAAAAAAACCCCAUCCUUCUUUAAAACUGUCACAAUUUUUUCUUUUUGUAUAUACUGUAACAAAAAAAACC